AAGAGGGAGGGGCAGCUACUUGGUGGACUUUUGUGGUUCUUGCAGCAGCGUCACAGCUACUUGCUCUCGACAGUGUGGCAUCACUCUCAUAUUACACAAGGCGAAAAGCGCUCCAGCCAAAUACUACAGUAUGUAUGAUUGGAUUUAUUUCACAGGUAUAAGGGUUGGCCUUCUUUUUGAAAAGUUUUUCUUUACUUCUUGAAUUGGUUGUUUGUUUCACUAUCCUCUCCAUGGAUGUAUAAAACUAAGGCAAAAUAAGCAAAAAGGAUUGUAAAGUAUUUUUUAUUUUAAUUUGUACAUUUUGGAUGCAUUGCACUGACAAGACAACAUGUUGUUGUCAGCGACAUUAGAGGAACUUCUCACCAACCUUUUUUGUCUUUGGAGACAGACAUCCAUAAACCACUGGUAGUGUUUGUAGGAUCUGGACACUGGCCAGUGAUACAUGAAAGCUGUUUUACGUUUGCUUUGAAUGAAUAGAAGCGAGAGGAUGUGACAUAGAGAGACCAAGUUCUUGUGAGUUUGACUUUAAAAAUGCUGGUACAAAAUGUAUUUUUUUACCCUUAAUACAUGAAAAAUAUAUUUUCACUUUGUGUAUCUCUCUGCUUAUGAAGAUGGAUUUCAACUUGAGUAGCACAGUGCUCUAUGCGGUCAACAGCACUGUGACCCCCUUCCUCAACAAUACAGGACCCUACCAUCCUGCAGCGGGACCCUGGAGUUUAUUACUGCUGGUGAUAAUCAUCAUGACCAUCGUGGUGGGCAACCUGCUGGUCAUCAUCGCUAUAGCACGCACAUCCCAGUUACAGACUAUAACUAACAUCUUCAUCAUGUCCCUGGCCUGUGCUGACCUCAUCAUGGGGGUCCUGGUGGUCCCUCUGGGGGCCACCAUAGUGCUGACAGGGAACUGGCAGCUGAGUGACACCUCUUGUGAGCUCUGGACCUCCGUAGACAUGCUCUGUGUCACGGCUAGCAUUGAGACUCUUUGCGUGAUUGCAGUGGACCGCUAUAUUGCUAUUACAAGGCCCCUCAGGCACAAGGUUCUGCUUAAUAAGUGGCGUGCCCGGUUAAUAGUGUGUGUGGUUUGGAUUGUGUCUGCUCUGAUAUCCUUUGUGCCCAUCAUGAACCAGUAUUGGCGAGCAGAGGAUGACCCGGAGGCCGUGCUGUGCUAUCAGGACCCUGCCUGCUGUGACUUUUUGAUCAACCGGACCUUUGCCAUUAUAUCCUCUGUAGUGUCAUUCUACAUCCCUUUGCUCAUAAUGAUAUUUGUCUAUGCCAAAGUCUUCCUUAUAGCCACACGACAGGUACAGCUCAUAGACAAGAUCCGUCUGCGCUUCCAGAGUGAGUGCCCAGUCCCCCAGACGCAACAGCUGAGCCACCACAGUAACAACAUCCUGCCCUUGGGCUAUGGAGGCUCCUGCAGCAGAAGCAGCACCAGCUCAGCUCGCAAGAGGAGCUCCAGGCGAAGGCCUUCACGGCUAACGGUUAUCAAGGAGCACAAGGCCCUCAAGACCUUGGGCAUUAUCAUGGGCACCUUCACCCUCUGCUGGCUGCCUUUCUUUGUGGCUAACAUAAUCAACGUGUUUGACAGGAAUGUGCCCCCUGGAGAGAUCUUCCGCCUGCUCAACUGGCUGGGCUACAUCAAUUCUGGCCUCAACCCCAUCAUCUACUGCAGAAGCCCUGAGUUCCGCACUGCUUUCAAGAACCUACUGGGCUGCCCCUGGUUUUCCACCCCACGAUUUAACAUCUUCUACAAGGAGCUGCGGACACGAUGCCCCUGCUUCCUGGGUUCGGCUGAGGCAGGGGCGGCCUCUUUUCAGAAGCCCCCUGCUGCUGCCACGCCUGAGGGUGAUGAGAGCAUGGCCAGCAGUCAGAGCAGCUAUAAGAGUUUGGAACCUUCCCCAGGACCCCCACACUCCAACGGCAUCACACAGUUCAGUGACUUCUCAGAACCAGAAAAUUAAUUUUUCACAUUACAGGAUGGGUGAAAGAUUUGGAAACAAAUCUCAAGAAAUUAAAAACAUCAAAAGGCCAACCCCAACAGUGACGUUCACAACUGACUGAGCAGAGAUUGGAAUGGCUAAGAUGAGACUGCACGAAGAACAACCUAAUAAUGCAGAUGCACUGGCCCUGGUGAAUAUGGGCAAGGAAGAUUUACAAAACCCCGAGGAGGAGAACUGGACUGGGCAGUUUGGGUUGGCUGGAUAUUUGGGAGCGGCACCAGUUUAAAGGUCCAGAUCACAAGACUUGAAGACUAACUGUGUCAACACAGCACCCUGAGGAAGACGGUUCACUGCAACCCAGCAUUAAACCAUCAUCAUGGACUGAGGUAUCCUGGCCUUGUCUGCCACCAACACGCUCACAGCAUACUGUGUACAAUAGGAUGGACUCUUUCUUUACAACCAGGAAUGAUUGCAGAUGUGUAACAGUAAUACACCGUAGAUAUUCAUGCACAAUGUGUGUGACCUCUGGUGUAAAGUGGGCAGUCAGAAUAAAUGGUGUACAUUAUCU
This is a messenger RNA of Oncorhynchus mykiss (rainbow trout), 2505 nucleotides long. Its product is annotated as beta-3a-adrenergic receptor. Gene Ontology annotation, molecular function: beta3-adrenergic receptor activity; epinephrine binding. Gene Ontology annotation, cellular component: plasma membrane. The record is from RefSeq and is a predicted model, not a curated record. NCBI's taxonomy places the organism in Eukaryota, Metazoa, Chordata, Actinopteri, Salmoniformes, Salmonidae. Gene Ontology annotation, biological process: norepinephrine-epinephrine-mediated vasodilation involved in regulation of systemic arterial blood pressure; adenylate cyclase-activating adrenergic receptor signaling pathway; positive regulation of MAPK cascade.